Octodon degus (degu) is the source of this 10454-nucleotide messenger RNA. RefSeq names its product collagen type VI alpha 3 chain (gene Col6a3). The coding region runs from base 232 to 10071 and encodes 3279 amino acids. Gene Ontology annotation, molecular function: protein binding; serine-type endopeptidase inhibitor activity. The transcript has 44 exons. The record is from RefSeq and is a predicted model, not a curated record. Lineage: Eukaryota; Metazoa; Chordata; Mammalia; Rodentia; Octodontidae.
CCGCUCAGUGCUCCAGGCUCCAGUCUCCGCAGGCUGCAGGCUGCGGCAGGAUUGUCUGCUCUGUCCUGGAGAGUCCAGACCCUCUGCCCGGGCGGGCGAGGCUGCGGGGAGACACUGAGACCCAGGGAGAGGAAAACAUGCUUCUGGUCUGACAGAACUGAAUCCGAAAGCCAGGGACACCCGCCUUCAGGUCUGCUCAGGGUUCAUACUUGGUGCUUAGACAAAUUCAAAAUGAGGAGACAUCGACAUUUGCCCUUUGUGGCCGCCUUUUGCCUCUUUCUCUCAGGCUUUUCCACGACGUACGCACAAGCAGAUGUCAAAAAUGGUGCUGCUGCCGAUAUUAUAUUUCUAGUGGAUUCCUCUUGGAGUGUUGCGAAGGAGCAUUUCCACCUGCUUCGAGAAUUUCUGUAUGAUGUUAUAGAAUCUUUAGUUGAGGGAGAGAGUGAUUUCCAUUUUGCUCUGGUCCAGUUCAACGGAGACCCACAUACUGAGUUCCUGUUAAAUACGUAUCACACUAAACAAGAAGUCCUUUCCCAUAUUGCCAACAUGUCCUAUAUUGGGCCCAGCAAUCGGACCGGAAAAGGAGUAGAGUACAUAAUUCAGCAGCACCUCACUGAGGCUGCCGGAAGCCGGGCCACGGCCGGAGUCCCCCAGGUGAUCGUAGUGCUAGCCAGUGGACACCUGGAGGACGGCUUCGCUCUGCCCUCAGCGGAACUUAAGUCAGCCGGCCUGAACGUGUUUGCAGUUGGAGUUGAGCAUGCGGACGAAGGCGCCUUAAGAGAAAUAGCAAGUGAACUGCCCAAUGCGCAUGUUUUCAACCUAGAGAACUUUACCUCCCUUCAUGACAUAGUGGGACACCUAGUGUCCAGUGUGUACUCAUCUGUGAGUCCUGCAAGGGCUGGGGACGUGGAGACCCUUAAGGACGUCACAGCACAAGACUCUGCUGACAUUAUUUUCCUUAUUGAUGGAUCAAACUACACCGGAAGUUCCCAUUUUGCAGUCAUUCUCAACUUCCUUGUAACUUUCCUUGAGAGACUCCCAGUUGGACUUCAGCAGAUCCGGGUGGGGGUGGUCCAGUAUAGCGAUGAGCCCAGAACCAUGUUCUCCUUGGACACCUACUCCUCCAAGGCUCAGGUUCUGGAUGCGGUGAAGGACCUCAAGUUCAUUGGUGGGGAGUUGGCUAACAUCGGCCAGGCCCUUGACUUUGUGGCGGAGCACCACUUCACCCGGGCAGGGGGCAGCCGGGUAGAGGAAGGGGUCCCCCAGGUGCUGGUCCUCAUAAGCGCCGGGCCUUCUAGCGACCAGAUCCACGACGGGGUAGUAGCUCUGAAGCAGGCUAGUGUGUUCUCAUUCGGCCUCGGAGCCCAGGCCGCCUCCAGGGCAGAGCUUCAGCACAUAGCUACCGAGGAAAGCUUGGUGUUUACGGUCCCGGAAUUCCGUAGCUUUGGGGACCUCCAGGAGCAGUUACUGCCGUACGUUGUUGGUGUGGCCCAAAGACACAUUGUGUUACAACCGCCAACCAUUGUCACACAAGUCAUUGAAGUCAACAAGAGGGACAUAGUCUUCCUGGUGGAUGGCUCUUCCAAACUGGGGCUGGCCAACUUCAAUGCCAUCCGAGACUUCAUUGGCAAGGUCAUCCACAGGCUGGAAAUCGGACAGGACCUUGUUCAAGUGGCAGUGGCUCAGUAUGCAGACACUGUGAAGCCCGAGUUCUACUUCAACACCUACCCCAGCAAAAGGGAAGCUGUGAAUGCCGUGCGGAGAAUGAAGCCCAUGGACGGCCCAGCCCUGAACACGGGCUCUGCCUUGGACUUCGUGCGCAGCAACCUGUUCACCAGCUCGGUGGGCUCCAGGGCUGCCGAGGGGGUCCCUAAACUCCUGGUGCUGAUCACGGGUGGUAAGUCCCUCGACGCCGUUAGCCAGCCCGCCCAGGAGCUGAAGAGAAGCGGCAUCCUGGCCUUUGCCAUCGGGAACAGGGUCGCUGACCAGGCCGAGCUGGAAGAGAUUGCCUUCGAUUCUUCCCUGGUGUUCAUCCCUGCUGAGUUCCGAGCCGCCCCCUUGCAAGCCAUCCUGCCUGGCCUGCUGUCUCCUCUCAGGACCCUCUCAGGAACCACUGAAGUUCACGUAAACAAAAGGGAUAUCAUCUUCCUUUUGGACGGAUCAGUCAACGUUGGAAAAACCAACUUCCCUUAUGUGCGAGACUUUGUAAUGAAUCUAGUUAGCAGCCUUGAUGUGGGAAGUGACAACAUCCGUGUCGGUUUAGUGCAGUUUAGUGACACUCCCGUGACGGAGUUCUCUCUAGACACAUACCAGACCAAGGCCCAGUUGCUCACUCACCUGCGGGGCCUGCAGCUGCAGGGUGGCACGGGCCUGAACACAGGCUCCGCCCUCGGCUACGUCCAGGCCAACCACUUCACCGAGGCUGGUGGCAGCAGGAUCCGCGAACACGUGCCGCAGCUGUUGCUCCUGCUCACGGCCGGGCAGGCUCAGGACUCCUAUUUGCAAGCCGCCAACCAGCUGGCGCGCGCGGGCAUCCUGACCUUUUGUGUGGGGGCCAGCCGGGCAAAUAAGGCAGAGCUCGAGCAGAUUGCCUUUAACCCAAGCCUGGUGUACCUCAUGGAUGAUUUCAGCUCCCUGCCAGCCCUGCCGCAGCAGCUGAUUCAGCCCCUGACCACUUACGUUAGUGGAGGGGUGGAGGAAGUGCCACUCACCCAGCCAGAGAACAAGCGAGACAUCCUUUUCCUCUUUGAUGGCUCUGCCAACCUUGUGGGCCAGUUCCCCACUGUCCGCGACUUUCUCUACAAGAUCAUCGAGGAGCUGGACGUGAAGCCUGAUGGGAUCCGUGUGGCUGUGGCUCAGUAUAGCGAUGAUGUCAAGCUGGAGUCCCGCUUCAAUGAGCAUAUGGCCAAGCCCGAGAUCCUGAACGUGGUGAAAAGGAUGAAGAUCAAGACCGGGAAAGCGCUGAACCUGGGCUAUGCCCUGGACUUCGCCCAGAGGUACAUCUUCGUGAAGUCCAUGGGCAGCCGCAUCGAGGACGGAGUGAUGCAGGUCCUGGUGCUGCUGGUGGCGGGGAGGUCGUCGGACUCUGUGGACGUGUCAGCGAGAAACCUGAAGCAGAGCAGCGUGGUCCCGUUUGUCUUCCAAGCCAAGAACGCCGACCCCGCCGAGCUGCAGCAGAUCGUGCUUUCGCCUGCCUUCAUCCUGGUGGCGGAGUCGCUCCCCAAGAUCGGAGAUCUGCAGCCACAGAUUGUGAACCUCCUAAAGUCGGUGUACAGCGGAGGCCAGCCGCCAGCUUCAGGUGAGAAGGACGUGGUGUUCCUGAUUGAUGGCUCUGAGGGCGUCCGCAGCGGCUUUGGGCUACUGAAGGACUUCAUGGAGCGCCUAGUGCAGAGCCUGGAUGUGGGCCCCGACCGUGUCCGGGUCGCCGUGGUGCAGUACAGCGACCGCACCCGGCCCGAGUUCUACCUGAACUCCUUCAUGGACCAGCAGAGCGUUAUCAGUGCCAUCCGCAGGCUGAGUUUGCUGGGUGGGCCGACGCCCAAUACUGGGGCCGCCCUGGACUUUGUCCUGAAGAACAUCCUGACCAGCUCGGCGGGGAGCAGGAUGGAGGACGGCGUCCCCCAGCUCCUGAUCGUGCUCACGGCUGAGAGGUCUGGGGACGACGUGAGGGGCCCCUCGGCGGUGCUGAAGAGGGGCGGGGCAGUGCCCAUGGGCAUCGGUAUCGGCAAUGCCGACAUCUCGGAGAUGCAGACCAUAUCCUUCAUCCCAGACUUUGCAGUGGCCAUCCCCACCUUCCGGGAGCUGGGCACCGUGCAGCAGGUCAUCUCCGAGAGGGUGACCCAGCUCAACCGCGAGGAGCUGAGCAGGCUGCAGCCCAUUUUUCUGCCCCCACCAAGCCCAGGUGGUGCCAAGAGGGAUGUGGUUUUCCUCAUUGAUGGGUCUCAGACCGCUGGCCCGGAGUUCCAGUACAUCCGCAGCUUCAUCGAACGGCUGGUGGACUACUUGGAUGUGGGCUUUGACACCACGAGGGUGGCAGUCAUCCAGUUCAGCGAGGACCCCAAGGUGGAGUUCCUGCUCAAUGCCCACUCCAGCAAGGACGAGGUGCAGAACGCUGUGCGGCGGCUACGGCCCAAGGGCGGCACGCAGGUCAACGUGGGGAGCGCCCUGGACUAUGUGUCCAGGAACAUCUUCAAGAGGCCUCUGGGCAGCCGCAUAGAAGAGGGCGUCCCCCAGUUCCUGGUGCUCAUCUCCUCAGGGAAGUCUGCCGACGAGGUGGCUGAUGCGGCAGUGGAGCUGAAGCAGUUUGGCGUGGCGCCUUUCACGGUGGGCAGGAAUGCGGACCAGGAGGAACUGGUGAAGAUCUCACUCAGCCCUGAGUACGUGUUCUCUGUCAGCACCUUCAGGGAGCUGCCCAGCCUGGAGCAGAAGCUGCUGACGCCCAUCACCACCCUCACGGCCCAGCAGAUCCAGCAAAUCCUGGCCAGCACCCACUACCCUCCGCCAGAGAGUGACGCAGCUGACAUCGUCUUCCUCAUUGACACCUCUGAUGGAGUCCGGAGUGAUGGGCUUGCACACAUCCGGGACUUUGUGAGCAGGAUUGUUCAAAGGCUCAACAUUGGCCCCAACAAAGUAAGGAUCGGCCUUGUGCAGUUCAGCAACGAGGUUUUCCCUGAGUUCCUCCUGAAGACCCACAGGUCCCAGGCUGCUGUGCUGGGCGCUAUCCGGCGUCUGAGGUUCCAGGGUGGGGCUCCACUGAACGUAGGCAAAGCUCUGGAGUACGUGGCAAAACAACUCUUUGUUAAGUCUGCUGGGAGCCGGAUAGAAGACGGGGUGCCUCAACACCUGGUCCUACUUCUGGGUGGAAAAUCCCAGGAUGAUGUUUCCAAUUUCGCCCGGAUCAUAAGUUCCUCAGGGAUUGCGAGCUUAGGAAUUGGAAGCCGGAACGUCGACCGAACCGAGCUGCAGACCAUCGCCAGUGACCCUCGGCUGGUCUUCACCGUGCGAGAGUUCCGAGAGCUUCCCAAUAUCGAAGAGAAAGUCAUAGGCUCCUUUGGGUCCUCUGGGGCCACCCCAGCACCCCCAGUAUUCACACCUCCUCCCUCGAGGCCAGAGAAGAAGAAAGCGGAUAUCGUAUUCCUGCUAGACGGUUCCAUCAAUUUCAGGAGGGACAAUUUCCAGGAAGUGCUCCGUUUUGUGUCUGAAAUCGUGGACACGGUUUAUGAAGAUGGCGACUCCAUCCAGGUGGGGCUGGUCCAGUACAACUCUGACCCCACUGACGAAUUCUUCCUGAAGGACUUUUCCUCCAAGAGGCAGAUCAUCGACGCCAUCAACAGAGUGGUCUACAAGGGGGGCCGGCACGCCAACACCAGGGUGGGCCUCCAGCACCUGCAGCUUGCUCACUUCGUGCCUGAGGCGGGCAGCCGGCUGGAGCAGAGGGUCCCCCAGAUCGCCUUCGUGAUCACCGGAGGAAAGUCGGUGGAGGACGCCCAGGAUGUGAGCCUGGCACUCACCCAGAGAGGCGUCAAAGUGUUCGCAGUGGGGGUGCGGAACAUCGACUCCGAGGAGGUCGGGAAGAUUGCGUCCAACAGCGCCACGGCCUUCCGUGUGGGGACCGUGCAGGAGCUGUCGGAACUGAGUGAGCAGGUUCUGGAGACGCUGCACGAUGCCAUGCACGAGACCCUGUGUCCCGGAGUGUCCGACGUGGCCAAAGCCUGUAAUCUGGAUGUGAUCCUGGGAUUUGAUGGGUCCAGAGAUCAGAACAUCUUCGUGGCCCAGAAGGGCUUUGAGUCCAAGGUGGAUGCCAUCCUGAGUAGGAUCAGCCAGAUGCAGGGCAUCAGCUGCAGCGGCGGCCAGAUGCCCACCGUGCGCGUGUCCGUGGUAGCCAAUGCGCCCUCCGGGCCGGUGGAAGCCUUUGACUUCGCUGAGUAUGACCCAGAGCAGUUCGAGAAAUUCCGCAGCAUGCGCAGCCAGCACCCCUACGUCCUCACGGCCGACACGCUGAGGCUGUACCAGAACAAGUUCAGGCAGUCCUUGCCAGACAGUGUGAAGGUGGUCAUUCAUUUUACCGAUGGUGCGGAUGGAGACCUGCGAGAAUUACACAGUGCUUCAGACAUGCUCCGAGAGGAAGGUGUCCAUGCACUGAUCCUGGUGGGCCUGGAGCGUGUGGCCAACCUGGAGCAGCUGACACAGCUGGAGUUCGGGCGAGGCUUCACUUACGACAGGCCCCUUCGGCUCAACCUGCUGGACCUGGAUUACGAGUUGGCCGAGCAGCUGGGCAAUAUUGCUGAGAAAGCCUGCUGUGGGGUUCCAUGCAAAUGCUCUGGAGAAAGAGGAGACCGAGGGCCCAUCGGCAGCAUUGGGCCAAAGGGCAUCUCAGGGGAAGACGGCUACCGAGGUUAUCCUGGUGACGAGGGUGGACCUGGCGAGAGAGGUCCACCUGGUGUGAAUGGCACUCAAGGCUUCCAGGGCUGCCCUGGCCAGAGAGGAGUGAAGGGCUCUCGCGGGUUCCCAGGAGAGAAGGGUGAGCUCGGAGAGAUCGGGCUGGACGGGCUGGACGGCGAGGACGGAGACAAGGGGUUGCCCGGUUCUUCUGGAGAGAAGGGAAGCCCUGGACGAAGGGGUGACAAAGGACCUAAGGGAGACAAGGGAGAGAGAGGAGACGUGGGCAUCCGAGGUGACCCGGGUGACUCAGGACGGGAUAGUCAGCAGAGGGGACCCAAAGGAGAGACCGGUGACAUCGGCCCCAUGGGUCUCCCUGGGAGAGAUGGCGUGUCCGGAAGUCCUGGAGAGCCUGGGAGGAACGGCGGCUUUGGCCGAAGGGGACCCAUGGGAGCUAAGGGAAACAGGGGCGGUGCUGGCCAACCGGGCUUCCCAGGAGAGCAGGGCACCAGAGGCGCACAGGGCCCCCCAGGCCCCACUGGACCCCCAGGCCUGAGUGGGGAGCAAGGCAUCCCUGGAUCUCGGGGAGGCGGAGGAACUGGUGGGGCUCCUGGAGAUCGCGGCAGAAUUGGCCCCUUGGGAAGGAAGGGUGAGCCUGGGGACCCAGGACCCAAGGGAGGACUGGGGAGCCGCGGCCCUCGUGGAGAGACGGGAGACGACGGGCGAGAUGGAGUGGGCAGCGAAGGUCGCAGAGGCAAAAAGGGAGAAAGAGGAUUCCCGGGGUACCCAGGGCCGAAGGGUGUGCCUGGUGAGCCUGGAGUGGAAGGAGCGCCAGGACCCAAGGGCGUCAGAGGGCGAAGGGGAGACUCAGGAGCUCCUGGAACAGUUGGACAGAAGGGAGACCUCGGCUACCCGGGGCCGUCUGGUCACAAGGGCAACCGUGGAGACUCCAUCGAUCAAUGCGCCCUUAUCCAGAGCAUCAAGGAUAAAUGCCCCUGCUGCUAUGGGCCUCUGGAGUGCCCCGUCUUCCCCACGGAGCUCGCCUUCGCCUUGGACACUUCAGAGGGCGUCACCCAGGACACCUUCAGCCGCAUGAGAGACAUGGUCCUGAGCAUCGUGGGCAACUUGACCAUCGCCGAGAGCAACUGCCCACGGGGGGCCCGCGUGGCUGUGGUCACCUACAACAACGAGGUGACCACAGAGAUCCGGUUUGCGGACUCUAGGAAGAAGUCGGCCCUGCUGGACAGCAUUAAGAACCUCCAGGUGGCCCUGACGUCCAAGCAGCAGAGCCUGGAGACCGCCAUGUCCUUCGUGGCCAGAAACACAUUCAAGCGCGUGAGGAGCGGCUUCCUCAUGAGGAAGGUGGCCGUGUUCUUCAGCAACAGGCCCACGAGGCCAACCCCGCAGCUGCGCGAGGCGGUGCUCAAGCUGUCGGACGCGGGCAUCACACCUCUGUUCCUUACCACCCAGGAGGACCGACAGCUCAUCAACGCUUUGCAGAUCAACAACACAGCGGUGGGACACGCGCUCGUUCUGCCCGCGAGGAGGGACCUCAGUGACUUCCUGAAGAACGUCCUCACAUGCCACGUGUGCUUGGAUAUCUGCAACAUCGACCCAUCCUGUGGCUUUGGCAGCUGGAGGCCUUCCUUCCGGGACAGGAGGGCAGCAGGCAGCGAUGCAGACAUCGACCUGGCUUUCAUCUUGGACAGCUCGGAGACAACCAGCUUGUUCCAGUUCAAUGAGAUGAAGAAGUACAUUGGCUAUGUGGUCAGGCAGCUGGACCUGAGUCCCGACCCCCAAGCCUCCCAGCACCUUGCCAGGGUGGCCACGGUGCAGCACGCACCCUACGAGUCUCUGGGCAAUGCCAGUGCGCCGCCCGUGCAGGUGGAGCUGUCCCUGACAGACUACAGCUCCAAGGAGAAGCUGCUGGACUUCUUGGGCCGCAGAAUGACACAGCUGCAGGGAGCCAGGGCCCUGGGCAGCGCCAUCGAAUACACCAUCCAGAACGUGUUUGAAAGUGCACCACACCCGCGGGACCUGAAGGUCAUGGUGCUGAUGCUCACUGGUGCGGUGCAGGGCGAGCAGCUGGAGGCGGCUCAGAGAGCCAUCCUGCAGGCCAAAUGCAGGGGCUACUUCUUUGUGGUUCUGGGCAUCGGCCAGAAGGUGAACGUCAAGGAGACCUACAGCUUUGCUAGCGAGCCCAACGACGUCUUCUUCAAAUUGGUUGAUAAGUCCACUGAGCUCAACGAGGAGCCGCUGAUGCGCUUUGGGAGGCUCCUGCCAUCCUUCGUGGGCAGUGAGAACGCUUUUUACCUGUCCCCAGACAUCAGGAAGCAGUGUGAUUGGUUCCAAGGGGACCAACCGGCGAAGAAUGGUGUGAAGUUUGGUCACAAACAAGUAAAUGUUCCAAAUAAUGCUACUUCAAGUGUUAUAACCAAGCCAGUGACCACAGUGAGGCCAGUGACCACAACAAAACCGAUGACCACCACAAAAUCAGCAACCAUUGUAAAUCUUCCACCUGCUAAGCCAGGUGCUGCAAACCCAGCUGCCACAAAGCCCGUGGCUGUGAACCCAGCUGCUGCGAAGCCUGUGGCUGUGAGCCCAGCUGCUGCGAAGUCUGUGGCUGUGAACCCAGUUGCUGUGAAGCCUGUGGCUGCCAACCCAGCUGCCACAAAGCCUGUGACUGUGAACCCAGCUGCUGCAAAGCCCGUGGCUGUGAAUCCAGCUGCCACGAAGCCCGUGGCUGUGAACCCAGCUGCCACGAAGCCUGUGGCUGUGAACCCAGCUGCCACGAAGCCUGUGGCUAUGAACCCAGCUGCCGCGAAGCCCGUGGCUGCCAACCCAGCUCCUGCGAAGCCCGUGGCUGCAAACCCAGCUGCUGUGAAACCUGCAGCUGCCCAGACUGUGGCCACAAACACAGGCAGAUCCACUGGGGCAGUGAAGCCAGCAGCUGCAAAGCCGGCAGCAGUGAGACCCCCUCCCCCUCCAGCAAAGCCAGCUUCCACCAAGCCAGAGGCCCCCAGGACACAAGCCAAGGUAGCUGCUGCUACCAAGCCAGAGGCUUUCCGGCCACAGGCCAAACCAGCAGCCCUCAAGCCAGCCGCUGCCAAUCCCAUGGCGAAGCUGGUGCCUGAAAUCCAGGUGUCUGAGGUUACAGAGAACAGUGCCAAGCUCCGCUGGGAGAGGCCCGAGCCCCCCAGCUCUUACUUUUACGACCUCACUGUCACCUCGGCUCAUGACCAGUCCCUGGUUCUCAGGCAGAACCUCACAGUCACCGAGCGAGUCAUCAGCGGCCUGCGGGCUGAACAGACGUACUACGUGGUGGUAGUCUGCUACAUGAGGUCGCAGGUCCGGGCCGUCCUCCGUGGCACCUUCAGCACAAAGAAAGCCCAGCCUCCACCUGCACCACCAGCAAGGCCAGCUUCUAGUUCAAGCAUCAAUCUGAUGGUGAAAACAGAACCCUUGGCCUUUACUGAGACAGACAUAUGCAAGCUGCCCAAAGAUGAGGGGACUUGCAAAGACUAUGUGCUAAAGUGGUACUUUGAUGUGAAGAAGGACGGCUGCUCGAGGUUCUGGUACCGAGGGUGUGGCGGAAACGAAAACAACUUCCACUCCCAGGAGGAGUGUGAGAAGGUCUGCCCUUCCGGCUCUGUGCUCAACAAACCUGGACUCGUCGGUGUGAUAGGAACCUAGGUGUGGCUGGCACAGCACGUACCUCUGGAGAAGAAGGAGGCAGCCCUCGGCGAUGCUCCAUCUUCGUCUCUGUGGAAGAUCCAGGUGGACUCACUGGCUCUGUGCCAUCAUGCUUUGAUUAACACCUGGACCCAGAGGAAGCCUUCUGCCACACGACCUAUCAAUUGGUGCUAAACGUGUCUGUGGACCCUGGCUGUUUGUCUCCAAACAGUUCCAUCGUGUGCUUUGAAUGUUGUGUACUAGGUAGCCACCGCUGGUGUGUAUGUGGAGACCCCCAGCUCCUGCGCCAUCUCGAGUCGUGUUCUGCCUGUUCCAGGCCCUGCAAGUCUAGCAAAAGGCCCCCCGAACCUGCACCUCUGUAUACUUUCGCUUGGUUCUUUCCC